CUUGCCGCCCUCACGACCCCUGGGCUGUGUGACGUCUGAGGCAGCAUGGCUGCGGCCGUUCGACCUCGGAAGCAAGUCCUGCAGCCUGCCCUAUGGAGCUCCGUGUACCCCGGAGUAGGACGAUGUGGCUCCACCAGCUGCUGCUGGCCUCCGGGAGCUAGAAGGUACCUACUUACAGAUAAUAUUGUGAAAUUAAGAGAAUUUCAGCACAAGAAGGUGGCUAUUGCAUGUAAUCUGUCUGGCACUAAAGAAACCUAUUUUAGAAAAGUAGAAGAGAAAUUGACCCACAAAAAGCUCAUAUUGAAGAAUGAAUUGAAAACCUUGCUUCAUUUGUGUGAGUCCCAGGAUGAUAUGACGCUGGCUAAAAAUGUCAUUUACAGGUACCAUGCAGAGAAUAGAAAUAUCACUUUGGGGGAGUAUAAAUUUGGACCACUUUUCAUGAGGUUGUGCUAUGAGUUGGAUCUUGAGGAAUCUGCAGUGGAGCUCAUCAAAGACCAGCAUUUACAAGGUUUCUUCUCAGACUGCACAUCUUUCAAUCUUUUGAUGGAUAUGUUAUUUAUCAAAGGCAAAUAUGAAAGUGCCUUAGAAGUGUUGGUUGAGAUGAGAAAUCAAAGUUUAAAAUUCAACAAAGAGACCUAUGUCCUUGCUUUUGCAGUUUGCUACAAACUGAAUAGCCCUGAGUCUUUUAACAUCUGUACUACAUUAAUGGAAGAAUCCUUAACCAAAGGUGAAGUCCUUCCCAGAAGAGCAUUCUGUUUUGCUGUGGCAUUAGCUCUGAAUCAGAACCAGGUGGCAGAAGCUGUAUCCAUUUUUUCACAUAUCAUGAAUCCAGAAAGCAUAAUCUGUACUAAUUUAAAUCUUUUGAUCCAUAUCCAGUCAGAUAUGUUGAAAACCCUGAUAGAAAUACUAAAGAAAGCUACAGCUGAAAAUCUGUCAAAAUUUGUAAAAAGGGAUGAAUUCCCAGAAGAAGUGCUGGCCAAAGUGAGGGAAAAAGUGAAGGACAAACCCACCCUUCUGAACAGUUUUGAUGAGAUCUAUGGGAAACUGCAUGAAAAUGGCCAGGUCACUACAUGCACUCUGGAUGAUAUGCUCUGUCAGACCUCUAGGUACAACUCCCAAGUGGUGCUAUUCAACAGAAAGACUGUGAGUCGUCGGACCUUCCAGCCACUCAGCCGCUCCCUGUGGUCUGAGUAGCUAUAGUCUCAAACCACCUGUGCAUAUGAGGUGGAGGCAGCCAACUUGUGAGUUACUGGCUUCCUAAGAAAUUUGAUGUCAUGCUCCAGUGGACACUACACUAAGUAACAUUUUGUUUCCUCUUGAAAUUCACAAAUUCAUGAAAUACUGGCAUGCUGGCCCAAGAUGUGAAUAUGCUGCACCACUGUGAAGCUCUAGAUAAAAGCAAACAGAAUGCUUAAAGAGAAAUCCCCUAUGCAAAUUGCUAUGGACUCAUGAAGGAACAGGCUCAUAAUCCAGUUCAACUUUCAUUCCAGAGCGAAACCUAAUAAAUGCCAGUGGGAAGGAACUUCA
Molecule: messenger RNA, 1527 nt
Organism: Erinaceus europaeus (western European hedgehog)
Lineage: Eukaryota; Metazoa; Chordata; Mammalia; Eulipotyphla; Erinaceidae
Gene: PTCD2
Product: pentatricopeptide repeat domain 2
Exons: 10
Coding region: 46-1194 (382 amino acids)
Biological process (GO): regulation of mRNA processing; mitochondrion organization; multicellular organism development
Cellular component (GO): mitochondrion
Molecular function (GO): RNA binding; protein binding
Source: RefSeq, a predicted model, not a curated record